This is a messenger RNA of Vitis vinifera (wine grape), 682 nucleotides long. RefSeq lists its product as uncharacterized. Gene Ontology annotation, cellular component: cytoplasm. Gene Ontology annotation, molecular function: ubiquitin protein ligase activity. Bases 21 to 680 code for a protein of 219 amino acids. The record is from RefSeq and is a predicted model, not a curated record. Gene Ontology annotation, biological process: protein ubiquitination. NCBI's taxonomy places the organism in Eukaryota, Viridiplantae, Streptophyta, Magnoliopsida, Vitales, Vitaceae. The transcript has a single exon.
AGCACCAGGAACAUCUUGUGAUGGAUGAUAUACAGAGGGUGGAGAGUUGGGACUUCAUCCCAAUCAGAUUGCUGAGAUACGAGACAGCUCAAUACUACUUUCCAUUAACGCCUGGUGAUACUAUGGGCAUGAUUAUUAAAGAAGAUCAUAUAUUUAUAAUGGAGCAAAUAUUCAAGAUAAGGCACGACGGGCUAAUAUCAUAUCCUGCCGCUGAUUCAUUCUUUUCUCCCGUUCUCAGAAACUAUGGAGUCUCACCCGACGACCAGGUACGUAUCAUACGACAAGUCUCCGCCUUGGCUCGCUCCAUGAAACCGCCUAUUGUGAGAUCAAUUUCUGUGUUCAUCAUGGAUGUGAUUGUAGUUGACAUUAGUGAAAGCCGAGAGCUCUGGGAAAUUUUGGAUUUAUAUGGGGAGGAAGACCAUGGGGAUAUUGAUAUGGAGAUGGAAGAGGAUCAAAUGAUCAAGACCGUGCCGGCGACUAAAUCAUCCAUUGAUAAGUUGGAGAGGGUUGGACUUGAUCUUUCACAAGACUGUUCCAUUUGUUUGGAAAGCCUGCCAAUCGGUUUGCAAGUUGUCCGGAUGCCUUGCUCUCAUGUUUUUCAUGGUGAUUGCAUUGUUAAAUGGUUAGAGAGGAGUUGCCACUGUCCUGUGUGUCGCUUCCAGAUGCCAUGUGUUGAUUGAUU